AUGUCGUUGAUCGAUGAAAUGAAGCAAACUUUUUUAAAAGUACUAAAGGGCCAGACAGAUCAUACAAAGAUCAUUAUAGAUCGGCUGCGAAAUCGAGACAGUGAGGUGGUAAAUUACGAUGACUACUAUUUUGUCUCUGAAGAUGACUAUAAUAUGGAGAAAGAAACGUAUCUAAAAGAUACCACAACUGAUAUGAAAACUGUUCUGAAAGUGGACUCAACUGGUCAACUGUUUUGUUUCCUAGUGAUUCCUUUAGCAAUCGUAUUGCUUGGAAUCUUGGGUUAUUUAUUAUACCGAGUAAUAAGAAAAAGGCGCAACUGCAUGCAAAUACCACUGAAAAAAAUUGAAUUUCAUGAAAAAUUGGCCAGUGGCAAUUUUGGUACCGUGCAUCGAGGCCUAUGGAAAGGCAGAACAGAAGUGGCUAUAAAAAAAUUGGACAAAGCAGAUAUGAAGUCGAUUAAUGAUUUUGAGCAAGAAGCGUCGAUUAUGAAAACAAUGAGACAUAAAAAUAUAUUAUCUUUAUUGGGGAUUUGUCAAACCAAGGAGGAGUUGUACAUAAUUACCGAGUACAUGAAAAAUGGCUCGUUGCUUAAUUAUUUGCGCAAGGUAGGCGAAACGUUGAACAAAGCUGAUUUGUACGAGUUUGCAGAACAGAUUGCAUGCGGCAUGGUUUAUAUGGAAGAGCAAAAGUACAUCCACCGCGAUUUGGCAGCCCGUAAUGUUUUAGUUGACAAUUUGUUUCGUGCCAAGAUCUGCGACUUUGGUCUCACCCGAGCAAUUCAGGACGAAAUUUAUGAAUCUAGAAGUCGUGUCUGCGCCGUGAAAUGGACAGCUCCCGAGGCGCUGCAAUUCCAAAAAUACUCCCACAAAUCGGAUAUUUGGAGUUAUGGGAUUGUACUCCAUGAGAUAUUCUCUUUGGGCAAGAUACCAUAUCCUGGAACUAAUGGAUUGGAAAUACUUGAUCACCUGAGGAAUGGAUAUCGAAUGUCGAAGCCUGAUUUGGCGAGUGCGGAGACUUACGAGUUAAUGAUGAAGUGUUGGGAUUGGGAUGAAGACAAGAGGCCGGAGUUUAAACAGAUUCAUGAAUUCAUAAUGAAUAUAUGUGUUAAUGAAAAUAUGCUUAACGGUAUAUAUAUUAAUGAAGAUUCGUUUGCACUAUAUAUCAAUGCGUAG
Messenger RNA from Ctenocephalides felis (cat flea), 1173 nucleotides. Its product is annotated as tyrosine-protein kinase SRK3-like. The transcript has 2 exons. Gene Ontology annotation, molecular function: ATP binding; transmembrane receptor protein tyrosine kinase activity. Gene Ontology annotation, biological process: protein phosphorylation; positive regulation of kinase activity; cell surface receptor protein tyrosine kinase signaling pathway. Bases 1 to 1173 code for a protein of 390 amino acids. Lineage: Eukaryota; Metazoa; Arthropoda; Insecta; Siphonaptera; Pulicidae. The record is from RefSeq and is a predicted model, not a curated record. Gene Ontology annotation, cellular component: signaling receptor complex.